Erigeron canadensis is the source of this 641-nucleotide messenger RNA. RefSeq names its product dirigent protein 23-like. The record is from RefSeq and is a predicted model, not a curated record. The coding region runs from base 11 to 574 and encodes 187 amino acids. NCBI's taxonomy places the organism in Eukaryota, Viridiplantae, Streptophyta, Magnoliopsida, Asterales, Asteraceae. The transcript has a single exon.
CAAACACAAGAUGGUCAAAUCCAUGGCUACUAUUUUCCUCAUUUUCUUUUCCGCAAUUGUAGCCACGGCUCAAAACUCUGAAGAUGUAAGUUGGGCCAAACGGGUUGACACGGGCUCACAAGUCGUAACAACCUUACAAUUCUACUUCCAUGAUACAUUGAGUGGUAGCAAUCCUAGUGCGGUCAAGGUUGCUCAACCACAAUCAUCAUCCUCUAACUCACUUGGAGGGUUCGGUAACCUAAUGAUGAUCGAUGACCCUUUGACCGAGGGACCAGAUAAGAAUUCUAAGCUCAUUGGACACGCACGUGGAAUGUAUGGUCAAGCGGCCCAAAAUGAGCUAGGGUUGAUUAUGGUUUUAAACUAUGGUUUCAUUGAUGGGAUAUAUAAAGAUAGCUCGUUUAGUCUUUUGAGUUUGAACCCGGCUAUGCAAACGGUUCGUGAGAUGACCAUAGUUGGCGGAACUGGACUUUUUCGUCUAGCUCGUGGUUACGCAUUGGCUCAAACAUAUUGGAUUGAUCCUACUACCGGUGAUGCAAUUGUAGGAUACAAUGCAACAGUUGUAACUUAUAUUUAAGAUUUUAAGGGUUGCAAUCUUUUCUUUUCUCUUUUUUUAUUAAUGUUUGUUUUUAGUACCAGGUGUA